AUGUUACUUUGUCGUUGUGAUCCCGGUUGGUUUGGAGAUCAAUGUCAAUAUGCUCAAGAACCAUCGAUGACAUGUUCUUGUGCUCCUAGUUCUAUAUGUAUCAGAAGUUUUCCUAGUUCUAUUUGUGUUUGUCCCCUCGGUCGUAUUGGUCCUCGAUGUUAUAUUAAUUUCGAUCCUUGUCAAGGAUCUGGGCCAUGUUUGAAUGGAGGUCGAUGUAUACCGAAUGAUGAGCGUAAACAUUCGUCUUUUGCUGCAAAAUGUUUAUGUCCAAAAGAUUUUUGGGGCGAAUAUUGUCAAUAUCCAUUGACCAAAUUAAUCAUUUAUUUUCAUCCUAUAAUAUCUAUUCCAUCUUUAAUCUACUUACAUAUAAUUCAAGAUAAACAACUUGCUAAACAUCAACAUAUUAAAACAUUUAAAAGAAUUCUUCCAUAUGAGUCUUCGGCUAUUAUUCGUACGACUGUAAACAAAUUUCAUCUUGCAUUUAGUGAAUUCGAAAACGGUUAUUAUUGGAUGAAUUUUAAAAGAGAUAACAGUACCGAAAUCGAGAUGUAUAUAUUUCCCGAAAAUCGAUGUCUAUCAAUUAAAAAUUUGUUUAAUUCAAGUUUCAUGCAAUGGAAACUUGUACGCCGUAUCAAAUACUAUCAUAUACCUUGUAAACAAUAUUCGAAUUUAUCAUGUUUUUAUGAUGAAACUCAUAUGUGUACAUGUAAUAAUAAUAAUCAGCGUUAUGCCAUCUGCAUUUUGUUCGAUCAUAAGAUGGAACAUAUUUGUCAGGGUGAUUCUGGUAAUUGUGAAAAUGGAGGAGAAUGUUUUCAAGAUGAUACCAAAUGUCCAUCAGCAUCAACUUGCCAUUGUUCUAAUUGUUUCUAUGGUUCAAAAUGUCAAUUUUCAAAUAGAGGUUUAUCAUUUUCACUCGAUAGUAUCCUCGGCUAUCAGAUUCGUCCAGAUAGAAAUUUUCGAACACAAAUAUUUGUGAUCAAACUCAGUGUUAUCCUGAUCAGCAACAUGUUUAUCAUCAAUAUUAUCAAUGGUGUUCUUUCAACAUUGGUCUUUAUCGGUAAAGAAGCAAACAAAGUUGGUUGUGGUUGUUAUCUUCUCGUUUCUUCUCUUUUCUCCAUUUUAACAAUGAUUAUGUUAGUGUUAAAAUUUGGUUUUCUUCUUCUUGCACAAAUGACAUGGAUUACAAACCGAACUUUUCUUCAUAUUCAGUGUCUAUCAAUCGAUUUUGUCCUUCAAAUUUGUCUUACGUUUGGUGAUUGGCUAAAUGCAGCUGUAGCUAUCGAACGAGCAGUAACAGUUCUGCAAAGUGCAAAUUUUGAUAAAGAAAAAAGUAAAAAAGUAGCAAAAUAUACGACUGUUCUACUAUUUGUUUUCAUUGCUAUAUCAAAUUUGCAUGAUCCGAUCAAUCGUCAUCUCAUUAUAGAUGAAGACGAACAACGUACAUGGUGUAUUGUACGUUAUUCAUCAUCUUUACAAUUCUAUAAUUCUAUCAUAAAAAUUUUUCAUUUUCUGACACCAUUUAUUUUGAAUAUUAUUUCAUCUUUUAUUAUCAUUUUGAAUAUCGCUCGAAGACGUUCUCAUAUUCAACAACAGGAUUCAUUUAAAAGACAUAUUCGUGAACAGUUGAUUCGUCAAAAACAUCUCCUAAUUUCACCGAUCGCACUCAUUCUACUUGCUUUACCUCGUCUAAUCAUUUCAUUAGUUUCAGAUUGUAUCAAAUCCAAUCGUGAUCCAUGGCUGCUUCUCAUUGGUUAUUUGACUUCAUUUGCGCCUUCGCUACUUGUCUUUGUCAUCUUUGUUUUACCGUCAAAAAUGUACAAAGCACAACUGAAGCGUUCAUUUACAAAUAUUCGCCCACGAAUGUAG
Rotaria sp. Silwood1 is the source of this 1866-nucleotide messenger RNA. Lineage: Eukaryota; Metazoa; Rotifera; Eurotatoria; Philodinida; Philodinidae. The record is from the annotation of a GenBank genome assembly.